Molecule: messenger RNA, 1022 nt
Organism: Manihot esculenta (cassava)
Lineage: Eukaryota; Viridiplantae; Streptophyta; Magnoliopsida; Malpighiales; Euphorbiaceae
Product: REF/SRPP-like protein At1g67360
Exons: 3
Coding region: 53-838 (261 amino acids)
Source: RefSeq, a predicted model, not a curated record
AUCAGCUCCCAACUCUCAAUUCGUCCAUUUCUACAUAAAGCAGCUCAGCCGGAUGCCCCGAGAUUUCAGUUACAAGCCAUUGGAAGAAGAAGAAGAAGAAGAAGCUGAAAAGAAACGCAGAGAAAGCAGAUUAAUUCCCUCCCCGUUUCUACGCUUUAGGAUGGAGAUCGAGAAGAAGAAUCCAGAUUUGAAGCGCUUAGGUUUCGUGAGGAUUGCUGCUAUUCAGGCUCUGGUGUGCGUUUCGAAUCUAUAUGAUUACGCGAAGCAGAACUUGGGGCCAUUGAGAUCUACGGUUGGGACCGUCGAGAGUGCUGUAACCACCGUUGUGAGCCCAGUCUACCGGAAAUUCAAGGACUUGCCCGAUGAGCUUCUUUUAUAUCUUGAUAAUAAGGUAGACGAAGGUACAAGAAAGUUUGAUAAGAAUGCUCCACCUGUGGCUAAGCAAGCUGUGAGUCAGGCCCAUAGCUGGUUACAGAUAGCAUCAGAGAAAGCUCAAGAACUUGUGAAUGAGGCUCGCGUUGGAGGGCCGCGUGCUGCUGUGCGUUAUGCAACUUCAGAGUUCAAGCGCUUGGCCCUCACCCAAUCCGUAAAGGCAUGGAUCAAACUCAAUGAGUUCCCUGUGGUUCACACAGUUGCAGACAUGGCCGUUCCCACAGCUGCACACUGGUCGGAGAAGUACAAUCAUCUCGUCAAGGGCAUGGCCGAGAAGGGUUAUACAGUUUUUGGUUAUGUGCCACUGGUUCCAAUUGAUGAUAUAGCCAAGGCAUAUAAGCAAGGUAAAGCAGAGAAGAAAGCGAAUGAAACUGCACAUAAGUCUGAUUCCUCGGAUUCGGAUUAGAAGGUUGCUUCGUAGUCUUUAAUAGGUUUGGUUAAUCUAGCAGUCGCAGAAUGUUUGGGACUUCUUAAUGGGGUUGUGGAUGUGAAUGAUUAGUAAAAUACUUUCUUGCGCUUUUUCUCGGACAAAAAUUGUGUUUCUACUUCGUAAUCGGACUGGCCUAAUUGAUGCAAGCUCCUUUUUAACA